Molecule: messenger RNA, 1347 nt
Organism: Drosophila melanogaster (fruit fly)
Lineage: Eukaryota; Metazoa; Arthropoda; Insecta; Diptera; Drosophilidae
Exons: 1
Coding region: 1-1347 (448 amino acids)
Cellular component (GO): cytoskeleton
Source: RefSeq, marked reviewed
AUGUCGCAAGGACACACGGCGGAGCAAUUGCUGGAGCUGCGACGCAUCCUCCUGCUGACCGUCUAUAGGAACACAUUGAAUCAGCUUGUACUGCAGCAGCGUUCCCAGCGCUUAAAUGCCAGGAAACCGCUUUCACUGCCGGCUUCUCUUCGCAGGCGACGCAGUUCGUCGAUGGGGGAGCAGGAGAGGCCGGAACGUGUCCUCAUUACGGGCAAGGUGCUGCCUAGACUGGAAUCCCUGCUCGGUGAGCAGGAGAACGAUGCCGAUCUGCUUGAUGAAGAUGUCCUAGAUGCACUGAAAUUCGAAAGGGAUAUGGAUGCCCUGCGAGCGAUUUUCGAGGUAGCCAUGAAUGAUCCGGAUUUGGCAGAGAAAAAUUAUACGCAGGAUCAGGAUGUAGAAACUAAAAGGGAGAAAGAAAAGGAUCUAGAAGGUGAAGAUCCGCAGGAUUCUGCCGAUAUGAAAAUUAUGUGUCUGAAAAUUAAUGAAAAUCUUAGACUCCUUGAGGAUGAACAGUUCGAAGAUAAGAAGGAUGCAUUUAAACUAGAGACAAUUGAGUCCUUCGAUGACAAGGAGAUGGCAAACCUUGAGGUGAAAGUGGCGGAAAGUCCUUGUCUCGAGGAUAAGGGUCUGGAAAACAUUAGGCAAGCGAUAGCCGCGUUGUGUGGCAACAAGAGUGAGGAGUCUCAGGCUGCCCAGCAGCUACAGGAGUCCAAGGAUGAACUUAAAAAACUCAAGGAGGACCUCGAACUCGAAAAGCGUGUCACCAAGGAAAAGCUACAGGACCUGGAGGAACGCAUUGCCGACACCAAGUACAAGUUGCGCUGUGUCUCCCGUGUCAAUGACCUCGAGUACAGCUUGGUGCAGCGCUGGGAGGAGGGUCGUCUGGCCCAAGGAACCAUUUGGGGUGAGAAUGCUGAGCGUGCCUACCUACGCGACAUUUUGGACAUCAAGCAGAAGCUGGCACGUGAGGAGCGCGUAAGCGCUGAGCUUCGCUCCUUCCGCCAGCGGGAAAUACUGGAGCUGCAGGCCAGGAUUAAGGAGUGGCAGGAGCGGUAUGUCAGCGAGAUGCGACGGGUGGAUCGCGAAGCUGAAGCCUGGGAGCUACGCAUCCUCGAGCAGAAGAAGCUGCUGCAGAAGCACAAGGAGAUCUACGAGGAGCGGAUGACCUAUGUGCAGGAAUACCGCGCCCAAAAGGAGGAGGAGCAGCGACUCCUCGACCUGCAGAUGCACCGCAUCCAGUGCGCCGUCAGAUUGCAGGCCUGGUGGCGUGGAACCAUGGUGCGACGCGGUCUGGGACCAUUCAAGAAGAAACCGAAACGCGGCAAGCGGGGCAAGCCCAAGAAAUAA